Molecule: messenger RNA, 1875 nt
Organism: Colletotrichum abscissum
Lineage: Eukaryota; Fungi; Ascomycota; Sordariomycetes; Glomerellales; Glomerellaceae
Exons: 1
Coding region: 1-1875 (624 amino acids)
Biological process (GO): regulation of DNA-templated transcription
Molecular function (GO): zinc ion binding; DNA-binding transcription factor activity, RNA polymerase II-specific
Source: RefSeq, a predicted model, not a curated record
AUGAGCGCUUCUCCCUCCGAAGCCGACGGGAGCUCACCCGGCAGCACAAGCUCAGUUUCAGCCGACGGUCUCCCCAUUAUUACCGAUGUACGGCCCCCCCUAGACGCCGCCGGAUUUGUCGGUACCACCGCGUCCGCAGCAGCGGCGACGGCGGCGCGCACGGGCGAGGGUCGGAGUGGACCACGUUCGAGAAAUGGGUGUUGGACUUGUCGCACAAAGAAGGUCAAAUGUGAUGAGCAGCGGCCAAAUUGUCAUCGUUGCACACGUCUGCGGCUUCUUUGCGACUAUGCACCUCGCGUCAAGCUUACGAAGAGGGGCAAGACACGCAAAGAUCGGCUCUUUUCGUCUCACCCCGACUCGUCAUCGUCUUCCUCGUCGGCUGGAGGAGUUGGCACGUCACUCAGCUUGCCGACAUGGGUGCAGACAAUGUCUCAGCUCGAUCAGUCCAAGGCUCUAUCUUUGUUUAAUCCGUCGGCUCCGGGGAUGGGGGCUUGCUCACUUGAUCUUUCGUCGGCUGAUCACGAGGCAAUCCGGUACUUUCGCACAUCAUUCGCCAAACAGAACCACACCAAGAAUCCGGAUUACUCGCUGUACUCCAUCAUGUUCGACAUUGCCCAGACCGAUGCUAUGGUAAUGCAUGUGGUACUUGCUCUUGGGGGGCGGGAGCUGGAAUUCCGGCGCAACAAAAAUGCAGAAGAGGCGCGUGGCCCAAAAACGCCCAUUCAGCAUUACUCUUCCGCCCUCCGAAUGAUGGCCGACACCAUCGGAGGUGAGGACAAUGGUCAGCUGGAUCUUGAUGCAGUCUGUACAGGAUUGUAUCUCAUGCUUCUCUAUGAACAAAAGUAUGGAGAUGGAAAGUGCCAGGGCUUGUCCAAUCAUCUCGUCGGUGCGAGUUUGAUAUUACAACAUCGCUUCAAGGAUUUACUGCUUCAAUUACCGGCGCCCUCACCGGAGGCGAAUCGGAAAAGUUUAGCUCUCACGAGGCGAGGACAAGACGCGAGUGGUUCCCGCCUAUCUCUGUACUCGGCAAGAAUGCUUGUUUGGAUCGCGCUACAUGAUGCCGCUGCCGCUUCAUACGGCCUUGGCGGACAACUCAACUGCGCCCUCCACAAAAUCAUGGGUGCCCUCGAUGGCCAAGUUAGCAGCGGAAGAUCCAGUCCGUUUCAACCGCUCGACGCCUUCGAGAGGUUACACCGUUUCUCCAAUCCACUUUACCGGAGUAUGUGGGCUGAUUCAUACCCCCAAGCGGAGCUUCUCGACGACGUGGAGAAUAGGAAUGUUUAUGCUCUUUUGGGAGCAUGCGGCCAAUUGCGCUUUAUGAUUGCCCAGCUCGCUAAUCUCAUACAUGAAGAUGAUGCCUCGCAGCAACACCGCGUCAUGGCUGUCGAUAUGACCAUUCAACAAGUGGGUUGGAAAUUCACCGAACUACUGGAGGUCGCAGCAGAGCUUUCCAUCAGCACGAAUAACUCACAUCGGCUAGUAGCCAACAUUCGCGGCAUUGUACCUCACUAUCAUGCCGUCGUUCUUGAAUUUCUUCGUUUGACGCGAUUUGAUGCCACGCCAAUGCUCUCAGCUCGUCAACGAAACGCUUUGCGAGAAAUCAUGAAUCUGGCUUUCCAGGCCUUCAAGCAUGAAGGCGAUGAGGCCAUGACACGCAUUGCGUGGCCACUCUUCAUGGUUGCUCUGGAGACAGACGACUUACUGCACCGCGAAUGGGUUAUCAGCCGCUUUCAGGCUAUGAGUCGGUUCAGUAAGAACCUCGACAGGGCCCAUGUCUUUCUCAAGGACAUCAUAGAGAUGCAGAACAAUCUUGCGAGACGGGUAGACGUUCGUGAGCGUUUCCAAUCCGGCGAAGUGGGCCUCUUUGUUAUCUGA